CGCGUGUGCUCCGGAAGUGGAAGGGCCGGGUUGGGGCGGUGAGGCUAUGGCGCGGGAGAAGGAGCAGGAGCCGGCGGCUGAUGCCGAGGGAACUCCCGAGCGCUCCUACCGGGAGCAGCUCGACUACUUGAACCCCAUCGCUCAGCCGCUCGCCUCCCGCAAGUUGACGCGCAGGCUGUACAAGUGCAUCAGGAAAGCGGCCAAGCACAAACAGAUCCGCCGCGGCGUGAAGGAGGUCCAGAAGUUCAUCAACAAAGGCGAGAAGGGGAUCAUGGUGCUGGCCGGCGAUACGCAGCCCAUCGAUGUAUACUGCCACAUCCCUAUCAUGUGCGAGGACAGGAGCAUCCCCUACGCGUAUGUCCCUUCCAAAUCGCCUUGCGCUGUUCCUGCAGGACCUGGGAGCCGCAGCUGGCUCGAAGCGCCCGACAUGCGUUAUCAUGAUCAAGCCCCAUGAGGAGUACCAGGAGGCCUAUGAUGAGUGCUUGGAGGAGGUGGCAGCCCUACCCCUGCCGCUGUGAAGACCUGGGGAUGGACAAUGGCAGGUCCCUGCUGCGCGUUGGUGAGGACGCUGCUGAGGGCAAAGACUGGGAGGGGGUGAACACUAAAGCUGAAUAAAGGUGUUUGUGAGAUGUUUGUAA
Molecule: messenger RNA, 638 nt
Organism: Pogoniulus pusillus (Red-fronted tinkerbird)
Lineage: Eukaryota; Metazoa; Chordata; Aves; Piciformes; Lybiidae
Gene: NHP2
Product: NHP2 ribonucleoprotein
Exons: 4
Coding region: 47-454 (135 amino acids)
Biological process (GO): snRNA pseudouridine synthesis; ribosome biogenesis; maturation of LSU-rRNA
Cellular component (GO): nucleolus; box H/ACA snoRNP complex; cytosolic large ribosomal subunit
Molecular function (GO): box H/ACA snoRNA binding
Source: RefSeq, a predicted model, not a curated record